AUGUGGAAGAAUGAGUGGAGUCUUUCAAUUGAGUCCUUUUCCCAGAAUCAUAUAGAUGCUAAAAUAACUCCCGCAGACCAAAACACAUGGAGGUUCACAGGUGUAUACGGGCAUCCAGAGGAAAGUAAUAAAAAAAAAACGGGUGAGCUGCUGAAAUUGCUCUUUAAAGAUGAAAGUGAGGCGUGGCUGUGUGGAGGGGACUUGAAUCUCAUGCUAUGGUCGAUAGAGAAACAAGGAGGGGGUGAGUUUAAGUUCGAGGAAGCAGAAAUCUUGCGUCAAGCCAUGGAUUUUUGUAAAUUAGACGAUCUGGGUUAUAUUGGGCAUCCGUUCACUUGGUCUAAUAAUAGGGGAGUAAAUGAAAAUCUUCAAGAAAGAUUAGAUCGUUUUGUGGCCACUUCUGCGUGGAAGGAGAGGUUUGGUGGCUCUUCGGUCUGUCACCUUGAGAAAAGAAAGUCCGAUCAUCUACCAUUGGUGGUGAGUGUCAAGGAGCGCGUGGGUAGUUUGGAGAAGAAGAGAAGAAAGAAGUUGUACAGGUUCGAGGAAAUGUGGCUACGAGAUGCGAAAUGUAUGGAGGUUAUUCUUGAAGCAUGGCGACGAGGCGAAGAUGUGAGUACCAAUUUGACUCGUACAGCCGCUAAGCUCAGUUCAUGGAGUAGAAAAACAUCUGGUAAUUUUGCCCAAGUGAUGCGUGAUCUUACGAGUCAAAUGAAACAAUUGAUGUCGGAGCCUCAAAGUCACGAGGUUAUUGAAAAAAUAAAAGCCAUUGAUGUUCGAAUGGAUGAGUUGGAAGCUAGAGAGGAGUUGUUUUGGCGACAACGGAGUAGACAAGAUUGGCUGAAAAAUGGGGACAAAAAUACGAGUUUCUUUCACGCAAAGGCGAAGCAACGGGUGGAGUGUAACACAAUAUCUUUUGUCUUUGAUGGUGCAGGCAAUAAAUAUGACGAUGAGGAGCAGGUGGCUGAAAUUUUUGUAGAUCAUUUUGAGACUUUGUUUACUUCUUGUCAACAGGUGGAUGUAGAGCCUAUUAUUAGUAAAGUGCAGCCAAAAGUAACUUCUGAAAUGAGUGAGAUGUUGGGAGCGUCGUAUACAGGGGAAGAAAUAUAUGCAUCCAACAAAAGCUCCGGGCCCAGAUGGACGGUUAAUAAAGACAACAUAUUGGUGGCCUACGAAUGUUUUCACUAUUUGAGAAAAAAGAAAACGGGAAAAGAUGGGUAUUUGGGGCUUAAGCUUGAUAUGAGUAAAGCCUAUGAUCGGGUGGAAUGUACGGCCUCUUUCUCGAUUCUGCUAAAUGGGCAAUCGUCGAGAAAAUUUCUACCUUCUCGUGGCCUCAGACAAGGUGACCCUCUAUCUCCUUUUUUAUUUAUUAUGUGUGCAGAAGGUCUCUCGGCUUUGCUUAGGGAUGCUGAAAUUAAAAAAGAGAUUCAUGGGGUUAAAAUUGGAAAGAAAGUGGAGCCUAUAUCACAUUUGUUUUUUGCCGAUGACAGUCUGUUAUUUAUAAAAGCAAAUGAUGUAGAAGUGGAGAAAGUCUUGGAUAUCUUUCUAUCUAUGAAGCUGCUUCGGGUCAAAAAUUGA
Molecule: messenger RNA, 1572 nt
Organism: Beta vulgaris subsp. vulgaris (sugar beet)
Lineage: Eukaryota; Viridiplantae; Streptophyta; Magnoliopsida; Caryophyllales; Amaranthaceae
Exons: 3
Coding region: 1-1572 (523 amino acids)
Source: RefSeq, a predicted model, not a curated record